GUUUUCAGUCAUUGUUUGGCUUUCGUUUGAGUUUCUUCCCUAGUUUAUUGUGUUGUGUAUUUCCCUACUGAUUUUUGCUCUUGAAUUAAAAUCAAAUUUUGCUGUAUUGUAAAUUCGGAAUCCCUACAAGAUGGCCCAGCGUCGCAUUAAUGUCUAUGUGCCACCGAUCAGCAGUUUCCCGGAACUCAUACUGGGCGGCUAUGCGCUGAAGGAUCGCGUGCAGGUCCUGCCCCAAGGCCAGGGUCUUAGGGGCAAGCCCAAGUCCACGGAGCCCCGCGAGGAGCGGCAAUUGCAAUAUCUCUACGUCAUCGAUAGCCAAGGCCGCCUCCUGGAGCACAUGCGUUACUCCGGCGAUGACUAUCGUGCCGCCCUCAGGGAGGCCUUCGCCUCGGAUGCCUUGUCCACCAAGACUGCUCCAAACCCGCACUCUAAAUCGAAUCUCAACUCAAACCCAAUACUAUACAAGUCUUAGUUACAGUUCCAGUUUGAGUCCCAGGAGUUGCAAUGAUCACAGAAGGAAUGUUGAGGAAGAAUUUUUAAAUGAAAUUAAUCAGUAAUAAAAAAUUUAGUCUAAAACUG
Molecule: messenger RNA, 579 nt
Organism: Drosophila serrata
Lineage: Eukaryota; Metazoa; Arthropoda; Insecta; Diptera; Drosophilidae
Source: RefSeq, a predicted model, not a curated record